AUGGCGACCUGCGGAAAUCCGACUGCUGCCGCUUCUUUCAAGUUCGAGCGUCUGCCGACAGUUGCCGAGCCGACGCACUACGAUAUUCGUCUGUCGCCAUGUCUCAACCAGUUAGUUCAUUCUGUCCGUUCCCAGUAUCAAUGAAUAAUGUUUCAGAUUUUCUUUUGAUGGUGUCGCCACCAUUGACGUCAACAUCAAGGAGGCCACCGCUACGCUCAAGCUGCAUGCGCAGAGCCUGCACAUUCAAACGGUCGCUGUCAUCGCCGGACCGAAUUUCAUUCCAAAGACCGUCAGCACCACUUACGACGACAAGCUGAACAUUGUCACUGUUCAAUUGCCCGGAAAGUUGCAACCACAGAAGGUGCAGCUCGUCUUCAAAUUCGUCGGAGAGCUCAAUGACAAGAUGCGUGGAUUCUACCGUAGUCAGUACAAAAACAAGGAUGGAACUGAGAAGUUCCUUGCCUCUACUCAAUUCGAGUCGACUUACGCUCGCUACGCCUUCCCGUGCUUUGACGAACCAAUCUACAAAGCGACGUUCGACGUUACUCUCGAAGUGGAGAACAAUCUGACUGCCCUCUCCAAUAUGAACGUCAUCUCGGAGACACCCACUGAAGACGGCAAGCGCAAGGUCGUCAGAUUUGCAACCACUCCCAAGAUGUCUUCGUACUUGGUUGCGUUCGCUGUCGGAGAGCUGGAAUACAUCAGCGCGAAGACGAAGAGCGGAGUCGAGAUGCGAGUUUACACUGUGCCUGGCAAGAAGGAGCAGGGCCAAUACAGUCUGGAUCUCUCUGUCAAGUAUGCUCGAAUUAUCAAAUUCUUAUUUUACCUUGUUCUUUCAGGUGCAUUGACUGGUACAACGAGUGGUUCGACAUCGCGUACCCUCUUCCCAAGUGUGAUCUGAUCGCUAUUCCUGACUUCUCUAUGGGAGCCAUGGAGAACUGGGGACUCGUUACUUAUCGCGAGAUCGCUCUUCUCGUAGACCCAGGAGUCACCUCUACUCGCCAGAAGUCUCGAGUUGCGCUUGUCGUUGCUCAUGAGCUCGCUCAUUUGUGGUUUGGAAAUCUUGUCACCAUGGUAAGUUGGAACACUGAUUAGGCUUUAUAAAUGGUCGUUCAGAAAUGGUGGACUGAUUUGUGGCUGAAAGAGGGAUUCGCUUCAUUCAUGGAAUACAUGUUCGUUGGAGCGAACUGCCCAGAAUUCAAGAUCUGGCUUCACUUCCUCAGUGAUGAGCUUGCUUCCGGAAUGGCGUUGGACUCGCUGCGCAAUUCGCAUCCUAUUGAAGUCGAAAUUGAUAAUCCGAAUGAGCUUGAUGAGAUCUACGAUUCGAUCACCUACGCCAAGUCCAACUCUGUCAACAGAAUGUUGUGCUACUACCUUUCGGAGCCGGUCUUUCAGAAAGGACUGAGAAUCUAUUUGAAAAGGUUUCAAUACUCGAAUGCGGUCACACAGGAUUUGUGGACUGCUUUGAGCGAAGCUUCUGGACAGAACGUGAACGAGCUCAUGUCGGGAUGGACUCAGCAGAUGGGAUUCCCGGUUCUAAAGGUGUCGCAGAGACAGGACGGUAACAACCGAGUGAUCACUGUUGAGCAACGGAGAUUCAUCUCUGACGGAGGAGAGGAUCCUAAGAACAGUCUGUGGCAGGUUCCAAUCACCGUUGCCAUCGGAAGUGCUCCAAAUGAUGUCAAGGCUAGAUUCUUGCUCAAGGAAAAGCAGCAAGAGUUUGUCGUUGAAGGAGUUGCCCCGGGAGAGUGGGUCAAGCUGAACUCUGGAACCACCGGAUUCUACCGUGUCGAGUACUCGGAAGAGAUGCUGUCUGCUAUGCUCCCUGAUAUCGCCUCCCGUCGAAUGCCUGUUCUCGACCGAUUCGGACUCAUCAACGACCUCUCGGCUCUUGUUAACACCGGACGCGUCUCUAUCGCUCAAUUCGUCCAGGUCGCGGCUUCCUCGGCUCUAGAGAAUGAAUACGUUGUGUGGGGAGCCAUUGACGAGGGAAUGGGCAAGCUGCUGGGAUGUGCUAGAGAUAUGUCUGAAGACACUCUCAAGAGGUUCGUUUUCUGUUAGCAAUUGAAAGAAACCUUCUUUGUUUCAGUGCCAAGCAGUUGAUCAUCAAGAUGUUCGAGCAGACUGGAGCGCAACUCGGAUUCACUGAGCAAUCGGGCGAAGACUCGCAGACAAUGAUGCUCCGUUCGUUGGUGCAAACCCGUUUGGCGAGAGCCGGACAUCAGCCGACGAUCGAUAGAUUCACGCAGAUCUUCAACGACUUCCUCGAGAAGGGAACUCCGAUUCACCCAGAUAUCAGACUAUCAACCUUUGGAGUCGUGGCUCGCUUCGGCGGAAAAGAAGGCUUCGAUAAGCUGAUGAAUCUCCGGGAGACGACCACAUUCCAGGAAAUCGAGAGACAGACGAUGAUUGCCAUGUCGCAAACACCGGAGCAAGAGCUUCUCUCUCAGCUUUUCGAAUACGGAUUUGAGAAGAACAAGGUCCGUCCGCAAGACCAACUAUACCUGUUCGUUGGAACUGGAUCCACGCGAAUGGGACAGGAUUACGCAUGGAAGUACUUCCGCGAGCACAUCAAGGAGUUCCUCGACAAGUACGGAGGAGCCAACUCGAGUCUGUUCCAGAGAUGCCUCAAGUUCGCCGGAGAGACGUACGGAUCGGAGCAAAAGGCUGUCGAGUUCCAGGACUUCUUCUGCAACUGCAAGGAGCUCACUGACACUGACAGACAGACACUGGCACGACCCAUUGGACAGGUAUACACAGAAUGAGAUGAAUAUCUUAACCGUUCUCUAUUUCAGACCGUCGAAGCAAUCCGUCUCGGUGCCCGUCUUCUUGAGGCAAACCGUAAAGUCAUCGAGGACCUUCUCAAGCAACACAAUCUCUAA
Molecule: messenger RNA, 2882 nt
Organism: Caenorhabditis sp. 36 PRJEB53466
Lineage: Eukaryota; Metazoa; Nematoda; Chromadorea; Rhabditida; Rhabditidae
Source: the annotation of a GenBank genome assembly